Xenopus laevis (African clawed frog) is the source of this 5882-nucleotide messenger RNA. It is a transcript of the gene mst1r.S, whose product is annotated as macrophage stimulating 1 receptor S homeolog. Gene Ontology annotation, molecular function: transmembrane receptor protein tyrosine kinase activity; transferase activity; nucleotide binding. The record is from RefSeq and is a predicted model, not a curated record. The transcript has 22 exons. Lineage: Eukaryota; Metazoa; Chordata; Amphibia; Anura; Pipidae. Gene Ontology annotation, biological process: cell migration; phagocytosis; nervous system development. Gene Ontology annotation, cellular component: signaling receptor complex; membrane; plasma membrane. The coding region runs from base 356 to 4462 and encodes 1368 amino acids.
UGUCUAGAAAUGAUAUUUCUGGUUUUACAGGGUUAUUGAGUUUUAUGUCUCCAAAAACCUGCUGGCAAGUGCACAGGUGUGACUGAUAGAAAAGAAAAAAGAACACCCCCCUUCCCAGGAGAGCUGCUUGGAUUAGAAUGUGAAUGGGUGAGGAUUGAUAUGUGCAGUUAAUGCUUCACAAGAGACCCUCCCUCGGGGCCCAAGAGUCUGCAUGUUACAGAGCUGUGUUCAGUGGCCAGGAAUGAAGGAAGGACAACUGCUUCAGGUCAGCCCCUAAAUAUGAAUGCCUUUAUUGGAUUCCUGUUUCAUGCUCUGAGGUGAAGAGUCAUUUUAUCUGCAUUUUUCUCAGCCCAGAAUGGGCACCCUAUGUACAGCUCUGCUGUCUCUGCUGCUCUUGCCAACCAUCACAACAUCUCAGUGGCAGUGUCCAACCCUGGCCCCGAGCUUGACUCUGGACACUAAUAUCCAGUACCAGUUUCCAAAUUUCACAGCCUCUCGGCCCAUCCAGAACCUGGUUAGCCUGGAGGGCACGCUCUUCCUGACGACUACUAAUCACUUGUAUGUUCUCACAGGCAAUGAACUUCACAUAUUACAAAACAUCACCACUGGUCCUACUAACUCCCAGUGUACUCUGUGCUCCAAAUGCCAAAUGGGAAAUGCUUUACCAAGCCAGCCUGAGGACAAUGAGAACCAAGUCUUGGCAGUAGAUCCAGAGGAAAAUGUUAUAUACAGCUGUGGAUCCUCUCUACAUGGCCUUUGCUUCAUGCAUGUAAUUUCAUCCUCUAAGAUAGUUGACUCCAAGUGCCUUUUCAAUCAGAAUAGAAACAGUGCCUCUUUUUGCCCAGACUGCAUAGCAAGCCCCCUUGGAACAUUGCUAUCAGUAGUGACACAAAGCCGAGGAGUGUAUUUUUAUAAAGCAGCGUCACUGGAUUCGCGAGUUGCUAAAAGUUACAGCCCAACAUCCAUAUCUAUAAGGCGCCUCCUUGGAACUGAAGAUGGCUUUAGCACUGGCUUCCAUUCACUGACAGUGUUAGAGCCAUUCAGGGACUCUUACCCUAUCCAUUAUGUGCACACAUUCGUCAGUGGAUCAUACGUCUAUUUCCUGACUGUCCAGCCUGAACAUCCACUGUCCAAUACCUACCACAGCAGGUUGGUGCGUCUCAGCAACAAUGAGGAGGAAAUGCGAAGUUACCGAGAACUGAUUCUGGAAUGUCGCCUUGAGCCUAAGCGACGAAGAAGACGAAGAGCAGAACCUAAAUUUUUCAAUGUUUUGCAGGCAGCACAUGUUGCCACUGUAGGGAGCACACUAGCUGGGGAACUGGACAUUAGCGAGACAGACCCAGUGCUCUUUGCUGUUUUUGCUCAGAGUGAGCCAAUGAGUGCACAACCACGCAAAUAUUCCGCAGUUUGCGCCUUCCCCAUCCGCUUAAUUGAUCUCUCGAUUGAAGACGGGAUGAAUGCAUGCUGCUCCAACACCAACUCUGUGAGGCUGACAAGGGGACUUAAUUUCUUUCAACCAGAGAUGGAAUGUCCCCAAAAUUCUGACAUCACCUGUAAGAAUAUUCCCACAUUAGUGUUGCCCCCUUUACGACGUAUUGAUAUCUUCAAUGGGCAGUUGAAUGGGGUACUUCUCACCUCUGUGUAUGUUAGUCCUAAGGAAGAUCUGACCAUUGGCUUCCUUGGAACCUCUGUUGGAAGACUGCUGCAGGUGGUACUCCAGCUCAACAGUAACCCUCGCACUCUGUCUAACUUCUCUAUAAGUGAUAACCAUCCUGUAUCACGGGAGGUCGCCAAAAUUGAAGACAGUCUCUUUUUUAUUACUGGAAACCAGGUGACCAAAGUAAAUAUCACAGGCCCAGGAUGCCGUCACCUCCUCACCUGCAGCAGAUGCCUACGUGCCCCUCGCUUUAUGGGUUGCAGUUGGUGUAAAAAUGUCUGCUGUCAGCAGGGAGAGUGUGCGGGAGAGUGUGGACAGAAUACCUGCCUUCCUUCAGUGACUAUGUUUCAUCCCAAAACAGCACCAUUACGUGGGAACACGAAUAUUACCCUGUGUGGCCGAGACUUUCAGUCAAGUAUUGUGUAUAAUGCCCCUCCGAAGGCAAAGAUCACAGCAGAGACUCACAGAGUGAGCGUGGGACCUCGCAAAUGUAUCGUUAACCCUGGAAUGAGCAGUAGCACAAGUUUGGUAUGCACAUUGCAGACGGAGGGACCUCCUGACACAGUGUCUAUGGAAGAUAUAACUUUAACAAUUGAUGAGAACCUAACGGGGACUCCUUACUACAUAAAAGGAACAGUAUCUGCUAAAGGCUUCACCUUUGUGGAACCAGCUAUUAUCUCUAUUGAACCCAACUUUGGGCCCCUGGCUGGAGGUACCAAAUUGACGCUUAAAGGGCAGAGCCUGACAGCCGGAGAGACUCAGAGGGUUUUUAUUAAUGGAACUGAGUGCAAAAUGGUUAGCGGAUCCGGGUGCCCUGCAGAGGCUCUGUGCUGUGUGUCUCCCAAAUUCCUCUCUAUUGGAUCGUUAAAUGUCUCUGCUUUGUUGGAUGGAGCUCAGAUUCCUUCCUCAGAGCAAUUCCAAUACAAACCUGACCCAUCUGUCUCUGACAUCAGACCUAACUGCAGCUUGGCAAGUGGUACUCCCCUCACUAUACAGGGUUCAAACCUGGAUUCUGUCUCCAGCAUCAGUAUCAUCUUAUACAUUAGUGAAAAAAAGUUCAGCUCGGUUUGCAAAGGGACCUUCUCGCCAGACCGUAUUGUGUGCCGUACUCCGGCUUACAAUUAUUUUGGCAGACCUGGAAACUUGACCUUGGAGCUUGAUGCUGUUCAAUACACAUACCCUUAUCGCUUCCGAUAUCUCCAGAACUAUGUCAUUUACCCAUUCCAUCCGAACGAUCCCAAUGGGGGGAUCUUGAAGUUGAAGAAGGGCGAAAAUGAAAUUGACACACAUCAUGAAAACUUGGACCAGGUGGCCACGUGUUUGAAAGUCUCCAUGACAGUUGGGGGAAGAGAAUGCAACCCUACUGUGCGGAAGAAUGAGAUCACCUGCAGAAUUCCCCAAGCAAUGGUUAUUCCCUCUGAAGGCUCCACAGUUAAGGUUUGUGUGGAUGAUGACUGCACCGCCGUGGGACUUGUGAUGAUUGUGAACUUUCUUGAUCCAGUGCUGGGCAUUGUCCUUGGCAGUGUGGCCUCAGUGUUGGCAGUCGCAGUUCUCAUCUUCCUGCUUCUCCGACAUCAAAGAAAAAAUAAAAAGAAGCGAGCAGUGGAACAACUGGAACUGCUGUCAAAUAAUAACAGAGAACCACUCUUGUCCCCAGUUCCUCUUCUUCAUGGAGACUACAGGACAUCAUACUUAACUAGUAGCAGCUCUGGAGGGAUGCUCUCCCCCGGUGCAGGCUAUUCUGGAGGUAGCUUUGGUGGUGGUUCCAUGCCCAUCCUACUUACUAAUUUGCUUGACAGUCUGAGACCGGAACUGCUUGAGGAGGUUAAAGAUGGUUUAAUUCCGGAGAAAUGCCUGACGACGCAUCGGGACCAGAUUAUUGGAAAAGGUCACUUUGGGAGUGUUUACCAUGGCACUUAUGUGGAUGAAGAUCAGCAGGAGGUGCACUGCGCUGUCAAAUCUCUAAACAGAAUCACUGAUUUGGAGGAGGUGGAGGAGUUUCUGCGGGAGGGGAUUUUAAUGAAGAGCUUCCACCAUCCAAAUGUCUUAUCCCUCAUUGGCAUUUUUUUGCCCCAGGAAGGGCUCCCCCUUGUGGUUCUUCCAUUUAUGAAACAUGGCGACCUAAGGCACUUCAUCCGCAGUGAGGAGAGGAAUCCUACUGUAAAAGAUCUGGUUGGAUUUGGGCUGCAAGUUUCCCAGGGAAUGGAAUACUUGGCCAAUAGGAAGUUUGUACACAGAGACCUUGCUGCUCGCAAUUGCAUGCUGGAUGAGACGUUCCAUGUGAAGGUGGCCGACUUUGGUCUGGCAAGAGACGUGUUUGACAAGGAAUAUUACAGUGUCAGACGCCAUAAGAACGCCAGACUGCCUGUUAAGUGGAUGGCUCUGGAGAGUCUACAGACCCAGAAAUUUACCACCAAGAGUGAUGUGUGGUCAUUUGGAGUGCUGCUGUGGGAGCUGAUGACACGGGGAGCACCACCAUAUCCUGAUGUGGAUGCCUAUGAUAUUACUCGAUACUUGUUCAGAGGAAGGCGUCUGGCACAACCAGAAUACUGUCCUGACCCUCUGUAUUCUCUUAUGCUGAGCUGCUGGAACCCACAGCCUGAAGAGCGACCAACAUUUACCCAGUUGGUCAGUGACAUGGAAGUGAUCUCUAAUUCCCUUUGCGGUGAUCACUAUAUCAAUCUUAAUGUUACCUACGUCAACUUAGAUCGUGACCAACCUUUUCCACCUGCUCAUCCACCCUCGGAAGAGGAGCUUGAAGAGGAAUAUUCAUCAACAGAGGAAGAAGAGAACCCAGUAGCAUAAACAUUAGUGAUCACCCGAUCCAACUUGUGGAAGGAGGUCACGUAGACCAUGCAAGGCCUUUGUUUUCUGAGGAGAUGAGACAUUGACCAAAUAAUGUUUAUGAUGGCAAAGCCAUGUGAAAGGCUCAUCCAAUCAUAAUAGUUCUACCAUAAAAGUACUUUAUAGCUUUAAUUUGCACAAAUCUCCCAUUGGCACUGAAGAUAUUGAAUGUGUAUAUUUUUGGAUUCUCUGGACUUUUUAUAUUCAUUAUGUGCUAAACAGACAUUUAUAAGCUUACAUCAAGGCUGUAUCAUUAUGCUGGUCCACAGAGAAAUUUGAACAGGGUACAUGGUGGCAAAAAGUGGAAUGAUGGUUCCCAUUCAUGGUCAGUCUGGUGCACUGUCCAGGCAACAAUGGCUCACAUACACUGUGGUGCAACAAAGCACCAAAUACGUUCAUUCCCAGGGCUGGAUUUACUCGUUUGGCACCCCAAGGCAGCCAGAUAGGCCCGGGCCUUUGUGGCCUUGCCACAAAUCCGGGCCUGUUCAUUCCAAAGUCACUAUAUGCAGUCACUGAAAUGUUUUACGAGUGGCUUGUAUUUAAAGUCCCCUCUGCAGUAAUUUGGGUAGCAAUUCUAUUUGAGAGUAGGCAGGGCUUGACUCUUUGGUAAUACUUGAAAUGUAUAUGACUGUAUAUUUUGUGCAUAUAAUGUGAGCUUGUCACUGUGUAUGUGUUAGUGUAUAUAGUGUGUGUGUCUGCAUUGGUGUCGUCAUGUCUGUAUAUAUGUUACAUAGUUAAAUCGGGUUAAGAAAAGACAAAGUCCAUCAACUUCAACCCCCUUGUGGAAGGAGGUUAUGUAAACCAUGCAAGGCCUUUGUUUUCUGAUGAGGUGAGACUAGGGUUGCCACCUUUUCUGGAGAAAAACACCGGCCUUCCGAUAUAUUUAUCUUUUUUCCCUAUUAAUAACAUUGGGAUCAACCAUCCGGUAAAAUACAGGCCAGGUGGAAGCCCUAGAUGAGACAUUGACCAAAUAAUGUUUAUUAUGGCAAAGACAUGUGACAGGCUCAUCCAGUCAUAAUGGAUCUAUUUGCCGCCCAUAAAAGUACUUUAUAGCUUUAAUUUGCACAAAUCUCCCAUCGGCACUGAAGAUACUGAAUGUGUAUAUUUUUGGAUUCUCUGGACUUUUUGUCUUCAUUAUGUGCUGGACGGACAUUUAUAAGCUUCCAUCAAUGCUGUAUUAUUAUGCUGGUCCACAGAGAAAUUUAAACAGGGUCAUGCGCGUGACAACAUGGUGUGUAUAUGUGUGCAGGACGCAGUUUACAAGGGGAUUUUUUUAUGAAGAUAUAUUUUUGUGAUCCUCUACAGAAUGAAUCAUUUCCUGUAAAGUUUAUUUGGCCGGCCAAUGGAAGAUGUUUGAAAUAAACAGAAUGUUUUUAUCAUA